Molecule: messenger RNA, 1302 nt
Organism: Gossypium arboreum
Lineage: Eukaryota; Viridiplantae; Streptophyta; Magnoliopsida; Malvales; Malvaceae
Product: inositol polyphosphate multikinase beta-like
Exons: 1
Coding region: 162-1016 (284 amino acids)
Biological process (GO): inositol phosphate biosynthetic process
Cellular component (GO): cytoplasm; nucleus
Molecular function (GO): inositol tetrakisphosphate kinase activity; inositol-1,4,5-trisphosphate 3-kinase activity
Source: RefSeq, a predicted model, not a curated record
CGUCAGAACGUGAUUCGAAGCCAAGCUACGCUCCUAUCUGCAACUUGGAUUCUCUCUUAAACUAACGCUAACCUGCCAAUGCAUUGAUCAACAUGUUUAAGUUCAUCAAAUAUUGAGUGUGUUUUGUGUUUGUGAUUCAGGUCAUCCCCAGUUUCUACAUCAUGUUUAAGAUUCCAAAGCAUCAGGUUGCUGGUCAUCAAGCCAUUGAUGGAAAUCUCGGCCCGCUCGUAGACGAUUCAGGACGUUUCUACAAGCCUCUCCAGGACGAUGAACGCGGCACCACGGAGCUGGCCUUCUAUCAAUCAUUCUCUUCCAAGCUUCCACAUCACAUCCGCGGGUUCUUUCCUGUUUUUUACGGCACCCAACUUGUGGAGGCCUCUGAUGGGUCUGGUUUACAUCCCCAUCUUGUCUUACAAGAUAUAACCUCCAAUCACCUUAAUCCAUCCAUCUUGGACGUUAAAAUCGGUUCCAGAACCUGGUACCCUGAAGCAUCCGAAGAUUACAUCCAAAAGGUUCUCGAGGGAGACAGAUUAACGACUACUGUCACCUUAGGGUUUAGAAUAUCUGGAUUGCAGAUAUAUGAAAGCAAGGAAUCGGGAUAUUGGAAGCCAGCAAGGAAGGAAGUCAAGAGUUUUAGUGCCGAUGAUGUUAGAUUAGUUCUGAGGAAGUUUGUUUCAUUAAAUCUGGAACCGGAACCGGAUUGUUGUUUUGCUUCUACCAUAUAUGGUGGUUGUUCAGGGAUUUUGGAACAAUUAUUGGAGCUGAAAGCAUGGUUCGAGGAUCAAACGGUUUACCAUUUUCAUUCAUGUUCACUUCUCCUCUUGUUUGAUAAAGAAUCGGUUUUGAAUGGAAGGACAGUACCGUUUAAAGUUAAACUCAUCGAUUUCGCUCAUACUGUGGAAGCUAAAGGUGUUAUCGAUCAUAAUUUCCUGGGUGGACUAUGCUCCUUUAUCAAGUUCGUCUCUGAGGUUCUCACAGAUUUCAAAGUACCCACAAUCGAAGCUCGUUUUAAUUAAAGAACCUGAGAAGAAAUGGAUAUGUAGUAACAGAAAGUGAUGAAUUAUCUGUUUCUUGACUUAAAGCUAUGAGAGAAUGUUGUCAAAUAAGUGAAUACCUUUGAUGUGUUUUCAUAUAUGAAUCGGGUUGUGUUUAUAUCAUAGUAAGUGUAAGUAAACAUAUUUUCUCCGUAGAGAAGGCCGAAGGGUUAUAUGUAAAAAUAGACCUAAAAAUGGCUAGGUUACUAAGGAUGGAAGUCGCCAAUGGAUAGUAUGUCAUCUAUAUAUCCAUAUUAUCUUUAAAUAA